AAUCAUACACGAACCGAUCAGGUGAUCUCUUUCGAUCUGGAUCAUCAGAUUUCUUUGACGUGAGGUUUUCCUCGAUAGAACCACUCGGGAUCUAUAAGCCAGACGACAUCGGAGAUUUAUCUCCCUCUGCAAGUUGGAAAAAUCGGAUUGCACACCUAAUAUCAACGAUGUAUUGAGUAAACCGUAUUGUAAGUAGGGGGCGGGGUAAAAGGGGAGGUGGUACCUCACGUAACUCGCAUCCCCCUCCCCUCUUGAUACGCACUGAACAGGGGAUGGAAAGGCCUUGCGCGAGCCGAGACAGGUGGCGGACUUGCUGUGUAUAUCUAACCGCGCGUAGCCUAGGAAGUGCGCACAUGGUCAAUGCUUGUCAAACAACAUGGCCGACGACAGUACCUAAGAAGCACCAUCGCUUGUUGAAGUGUGUAGCAUGGAGCUAAACCCAGCUACUAUCGGCCAGUCGUCGACUCCCAGUAAUAGCAACGGCACCAUCCCUCCGCCAGUUGGGGCUUUUAACGGAAAUCCAGCAGAACAGCUGGAAGCCAAUGAUGAGGAUGCUCUUGCUAAUUGGAAUCCCAUGGCUGAGGAUUAUACAAAUGCAGCUUUUAACGCUUAUGCUGUGCCAACCAUAGCAGAGCUUAAAAAGCAUAUCCCAAGAAAAGGAAAUUUAACUUCUUUAGAAGACCAACCACAGUGCAGGAGUGAAGAUGGUGAUGUCCGCCUGUUUAUUAAUGGGAUACCAACAUCCAUGACACAAGAGGGCCUUAGAGGACUGUUUGAUAAGAUAGGAGAAGUUGUGUACUGUCGCGUGGUGCGACCCCGGGAAGCAGAUCAGCAGACCACAUUUGGGUUUGUUGGUUUCUCUUCUUAUCGUGAGGCAGAGCAUGCAAUUCGCAAGUUUGAUGGCUUUGAUCUAGGACAAGGCCUGAGACUCCGGGUGCAACUGAGUAAAAAGAGAAAGAGUGAUGGACUUGACAGGAUCUUUCCUGAUAACAUCCCCCUGAUAGGACAUAGUGAUGUUGCAGGGGAGGCAACUAGCGAAGAAUGGGAGUUGCCUAGCCAACCAACAUUACGGAAACUCACUGUUGAGGAACUUGACAGAAUUACAGCUGAAGGUGAGAAAGCUGCACAAGCAUUUGGUCAAGCAGACCAACAGGUAGCACCCUUGCCGCAAUUCCAGGUUCCAGGAAAAGCAGACCAACAGGUAGCACCACAAACCAAAGCACAGCCUGAAGUUGAAAAACCAGCUGAGAAUAAAAUGCCUUGCACAAACUGUGGCAAGCUUGGUGGCAAAAAAUGCACAGCAUGCAAAAUCCCUUACUGUAGUCGCAAGUGCCAGCAACAACACUGGCCCCAGCACAAGACCACAUGUACCUGGAAAAUAUCUACCACCUAUACUCCAGAGGCACACAGCACUGAAACCAGUACCCAGAAUGUUAGUCAACACAAUGGCCACAUAGACAGCACCAUUAGUACAAAGGGGAAUGACCAGCUCUGCCAAAGCGACACCUCAGGUGCUUCCACUCCCAGUGCACCAAUUUUGGUUAAUGGUUUCCAGGAAAGCUCACCACGAACUUCUGACAGUCAAUCGGAUCAGAAACCCUGGUCAUCUGAAAUCCAAACUCCAGGUAGCUACAAUGGUGCUGUUAACUGGGAUGAAAUGGAAAUAAGUAACAUUGACAAGUUUGCAGAUCUUCUUGGUAUCCCUGUUCCUCCAGAUGAAGACAAGCCAGGGUUACCUUCCAUUACCGAUGCACAAUCACCUGUGCAAGGCUCUCUCAAUAGUCAAAAUGCUAUCAGCCCAGUUACCACCCCUACAGCUCCAGUGGAAAGGGAAGAAGGAAGCAGAAGUCCUGAUCACGCUCUGUGUAGUAAUAGAAGUCCAGUUAGUAGCCCUCUAGCACACACUACUCCUACCUCCACUGUUCCACGGGAGCAUUUAAAGAAUGCUAGCCCAAGCCAGAUAGUUGAGGAGCCAGUGUCACUAGUCCAUGAUGUGCCUACAGAAGAUCGCCAUAGUCCUGUCAAGAGUUUUGGUGGCAAUAGUCCAGUAUCUAGGGUAAAAGAAGAAAUACCAAGGGCUUUGAUCCCAAGUCCAAAUACUGCACCAAAUAUGCUGACAAGCCCAUCAUCAGAUACUCCUUUUUCUGAAGAUAAUUUUGAAGAACAUAGAAUGUCAAGCCCACAAGUACGGGAAAGUACUUGUUUGUCUCAGCCUCAAGUCCCUUCGACUCAACAGCAGAAAGCAAUAACUGGAAGCCCUUUACUGUCACAAAGAGUUUCUCCGCAUCAAUUUUCUGUGAGCCCAUCUCAUGGAACUAAGGCAGCCAGUCCUCCUAUGACAAGUUACUCUUCUACGGGUGUACACUCCAAGUCACCUUUGGCAUCAAGCCACUAUGACCUUGAAGGUACUGUGCUGCAGCCUAUGAAGUCACCAUCACAGGUAUUGCAAACACCCCCCAAAUCACCUGUCAGCGUGCCCCAAAGAUGUAGUCCAGCUAAUCUUCAGCAAAGAGGACCUGCUGAAAAUAUAGAUCAGCUACCAAGACCUAAACCUUACAAGCGCUUCUAUGCUAAGGAUACUCCCUAUGAAGGCACUCCAAAUGGGCCGUUUGGAAUAAUCGCAACAGAAGUGGAGUCACCUACACUGUUUUAUGUUCAAGUGUGCGAAGAAGAGGCAACAAAGCGAGUACAACAGCUGUUCUUCGCUCUACAGCAGUAUCAAGGUUCCCCUUAUGACAACUAUGUCCCAUCAGCAGGCGAACUUUGCAUUGCACAGUUUACUGAGGACAACAGUUGGUACAGAGCCAAGGUAAUCUAUAUCGGCAACAACGGAUUGUUUAGGGUGUUAUAUGUGGACUUUGGAAACAGUGAGGAUAUUGAGGCAAACAGGCUGCGUCGGAUCACAGAGGACUUAGCACAUAUCCCUAUCCAAGCCUUGAAAUGUUCUUUGGAUUUCAAAGAUCCAAAGCUUACGGCUAGGGAGUGGACAGCAGAGGCGAUCAGCACCUUUAAAACCUUGAUUGUUGGCAAAAGGCGUGAAGCUGAAGUAAGAUCACAGACUGGUGUGAUGACCAGACUUGAAAUCUUUAACAUUGAUGGACUGGCUAAGCUGAGCGAAUUCUUCUGUGAUGAGAGUUUUGCUGUCAAGGCUGUCCCGGAGAAGGAUGGAACCACAAAUAAGACACAGAAGGAUGGAGCCACAGAAGAGUUCACUCUGACAACAAACACAGAAAAAGUCUUGACUCUACCACCAACACAGGCUUCAGCACAACUCCUAGAAGCAUCACCUCAACCCAGAGAAGAGCUCAGCGAAUCACUUGCUUUGGAUAUCCCAUUAGAGGGCGAAUCAGCAAUUGAGUACUAUCUAAGACAGCAGCCGGCAGAUGACCAUAGUCAACAAAGUAACGUAGAAGAGCAGGCAAUGGCCGCCACCCAUAAUCGCAAAGUGAAUCAAGAAAGUAGCACUCAUGACCACCACAUGCCUCGAGAUGUCCGUGAAACACGCUCACCCCUUACAUCUACAAGUGCUGACUCGUGGCUAGCUCUAAACCCUGCAUUUGAGGUCUUGAUCAUGCAUGCUUCAAGCCCAUGGAAGUUCUUCGCCAAAAAAAUGGAUCCGAAAUUGGAUGCAGACUUGGAGAACUUGGAAAAGGAGCUCGGAAACCACUGCAACACCACUCCAAAUCAACCUGACCUGAAGCUGGUACCUGAUCAGCCGUGUGCUGCAUUUGUGAAUAAUUCCUGGCAUCGCGCAAAAGCCACUGGGUUGCCGAGUGCUGGAUAUAAUGUGUACCUCGUGGACAAAGGAAUGACAUACGUGGUUAAGAAUGACUGUAUCCGCGACAUGCCAGCAAAGUUCCUCAGCAUGUCUCCCCUGAUUAUGAAGUGUAAACUAGCAUUUGUGCGGAAGCCAAAGACUUCAAAUAAGUGGUCUCCAGAAGCCAAGAACAGAUUUGUUGAGCUUGUCUUGAACAAAAAAUUCCUUUGCCGAGAAAUCACUGAUGUUUAUGGCAGCCAUAUUGUGGACCUCUUAGGUGAUGGUGAGGAAUCUGGUGCUGUGGCUAAGGUGCUUAUCAGCGAAGGACUGGCUGAUCAGUACACCAAAGAUGUGCCCUUUAAAAAACAGCAAGUCUCAAGUGUGGUUGCUGCCAACAUGAAUGCCUUAUCCACGCCUGGCAUUCCUGUUGAAGGUUCCCUUGUCAAAGUCAUCACCACGGAGGUCAUCUCGCCCUCCCAUUUCUACGUGCAUGUCUGUGACCACAAGACCCAGCAAGACCUGCAUGACCUCACUACAAAGAUGAACGCGCAUUACAACACGGCUCCUCCAUCCACCCACUGGCAGCCGCAUGUUGAUGAGCUUUGUGCUGCGUCAACUAAAGGCACCUGGUCGAGAUGCAUCGUUGAAAACGUCAUGCCUGGAAGAGCUGCAAAGGUUUUCUUCGUUGAUUAUGGUAACACGGAGAUGGUUGGCUUACCGGCUCUACAGCCCCUUGCUGAGCAGUUCACCACGUUACGGUAUUGUGCUGUCAAGGCCUCUUUACCAUACCUGACUUGGAACGAGGGCACUGACUGGUCUAGCAAAGCCAUCGAACUCUUCAAAGCCAAGCUACCAUUGUCUUGUCCUGUUAAUGCAAAUGUCAUCAAGAAAGGGAAGGUGAUCGUGUUUCUGGAAGUGAUCGACUCCACAUCUCAGCGAUUUAGCCCUGUUUCACUGCUAUUGGUUGAGCAAAAUGUCGCCAAGUGUACUCUAACGGGAGGCGUGGACGCAUAUAGACGCAGAUUCUUGAGUAAUACAUCUCGGAGCAGCCAAUCCACUACAAAGUCUCCUGACACUAAGACUCGACCGACUGCUAUCACAUCAGCAAGGCUACCGCAUCUCAAAAAGCAUUUUACUGGACUAGUAACAGAGAUAAUGAACCCGGGCGAGUUCUACAUCCAACUAGCAGACCUGCAAAGUGCACAGAAGCUGGUAGCGUUGUCGUCCGACAUGGAUAAACACUACAAGUCAACAAAUCACGUCGAGUUUACCCCAGAGGUGAAAACAGUGUGUGCAGCAAAGUACAGCGAGAGUGGAGAAUGGUAUCGUGCCAUUGUCGAGACCCGUAAUCCAGAUAGGACAGCCGGUAUUUUCUACGUGGAUUUUGGCAACCGUGAGACACUUCCAUUGACAAGUUUGCAGCCGUUAAAGGAACAGUUCUCACAUCUUCCUCACUACGCCUAUCGCUGUUCAUUAGCCCAUGUGCGUCCUCUUGAUGAUGCUUCCUGGUCGGACGAGGCGGUAAAAGUCUUCAAAGACAAAGUACCAUUGAAUAGCCAGCUUGACAUAAAGAUUUUGUACAAAAAUCCAGAAUUCUUGGUUGUCGAUCUCUAUGUUGAUAAAGAGCAAGUAGGCAGAACGCUUCAAGAGGCAGGACUUGUUGGGUUUUUCAAGAAAGGGCGUGAAGCUCCUACAAAACCAAAGGAUCCCAAGUUUGACAUCCAGAGGACUGCCGUGGAUUCUGCAGUUUUACCUCCCCCAAAAGAAGAAUUUGAUGCGAUAGUAACUGAGAUCAUCAGCCCAGCGUGUUUCUACAUUCAGACUGGGGUAGAGUUACUUAAACAGCUAGACGUGCUAUCGGCCGACCUUAACAAUCAUUACAAUAGCGUUGGGUACCCAUCUUAUCAACCCUGCGAGUUCAGUAUGUGCGUGGCGCCAUUCGGGUCGAGUACUGACUGGUUCAGAGGUUUUGUCGAGUCUGUAACACCCAAUUGCACUGCCCGUGUUUACUUUGUGGACUUUGGGAAUACUGCUGAUGUGCCUAUUUCUCAACUCCGCCCGAUUGACGACAGGUUCUCAGCCCUGCCAUACUGUGCUCUGAAGUGUUCGCUUGCGUACAUAUCACCGGUAGGCUCAGAUGGCUGGAGUGAGGAAGCAGUCUCGCUCUUAAAAUCUGCGAUCCCAUUGGAGAAGGUUCUAAAGAUGAAGCUUGUUUCAAAGAAAGAAGAUGGUCUUAUCGUUUGCGUCAGCACGGAGGGAGACAAUGUGUCAAACCUACUUAUAAAGGGAGGACUUGCGGGUGACAUCACUAGUGGCAAACUAAUAUCGAGAGGCGACGAUAUCAAGUCACCAAGAGAGAAGAUUUCUAAGAGAGGUAGUAGUAAAAACCAUGAGGUUCUGAAAGGUUCCUUUUCCUCUGCGGGAUAUGGGAAGGAAGGUGUGUCUUCAGGAGCACAACAUCAGCAAGGGGCAGAUGUGCCCAAACAGGCUACCAAUGAAACUCCCAAUCGUCACCCCGAAAUCAAACCACAAGAACAGCACCUUGGUGGAGAAGGACUGCAGAGACCAACUAAUCGUCACGAAGCGGUAGAUGCUACUCAACAUGCUUCAAGCGAGGUUCAAGUGUACAACACUGUAGAAAACCCCCACACUAAAUUUCAGGCAACUGUCAUUACACCGGAAAUAGCAAAAUCAGCUCCUGUCUCCAUCGCUGCCAACAAGCCGUUUAUUCGACCAUCUCAAGACCAACAGGUUAUGCCCCCGCUCAUAUCUGGCAUUCAAGCCAUGUGUGAAACGUCGCCUAAAGAACAAGCCAUUGCGUCUGCUAACCUCCCAGCAGUCGGAGAAACCUUCCAACUCAUUGUAACAGACAUGAAUACCCCAUCUGAUUUCUCCAUCCAAAUAGCUGAUUUGGAAAUGGCACGGAGUCUCGCCGAAUUGACAAGAAACAUGGAAUUUCAUUACACCAGUACACAGUAUCCCCCAUUCUAUGCUGUACCGGGAAUGAUAUGCGCGGCUCAGUUUACAUUGAACAACAAAUGGUACCGUGGCUACAUCGAGAGUUGUGAUGGUGGAAUUCAAAUCUAUUAUCCUGAUUACGGCAACACCGAGAUCAUAGAUGUCUCUCGCCUUAGGCCUCUAGAACAGAACUUCUUGUCUCUUCGCUUUAGUGCUCUGAAGUGUGCCUUAUCUGAUAUGGAUGAGCAAGAGCAGUGUGGGUGGACGCAGGACACAGUCCAGCACUUCAGAUCAAGCAUCCCACUAUACUGUGUUCUUAACGCAAGUAUCGCCCGCAAAGAGAAGGACCAUCUGGUAAUAGACGUUGUAGUGGAAGGAAGAGGUUCUGUGAGCGAGCUACUACGGAGCAACUACGCUAAAAGGCAGAUUGUUCAGGUGAUUGAUAGUGAUGCCCACUUACCACUCAAGCUUAACAACUCAUCAUCCCACUCAAGCCUUGACAACAUACCAAAUACAGGUCAGCUCUCCAUGGGCAAAACUUUGAAGACACAAGUACCUUUGGAUAUCCCGACUGAAAACCUAGUACUAAGUAGACUCCCCUCAGGGGACUUGGCCCCAAGGGAUUUCCCCUCAAGAAACCAAGUACCCGUGCAUGUUACACAGCCUCAAGCGCCAACUCAAGUUGCCGUCCCUGUGCCAUACAGACCUGUUCUCAUCAGUGCCGUUCCCCAAGUUUCUCUGCCUUCACAGGAGUUCUUCUCGGUCUUGGUAUCUGACAUCAACUCAUCGGGGGUAUUGUCUUUACAGAUCAUCACUGUUGAGAAUGUUCGAGGCCUGCUUAAGAUGUCCGAUGACCUCAACACACACUGUGGGAACGUGGACCACGAGGUAUACCAUCCUAACGUGGGCGAGAUGUGUUGUGCGUUAUUCAGCGAAGAUGGGUGCUGGUACAGGGCUGUUGUUGACCAAGUGCUACCUGACAGUCAGCGGCAAGUGACAUUCGUUGACUUUGGGAACCAAGGUGUGUCAGCACCCCAAUGUCUGAGAAGGAUUCCUGAUAUGUUCCUGAAUCUACCAAGACAGGCGCUCUCUUGCACAUUGACCGGGCUUAAUCCAGGAGAAAUUCUUGAUGAAAAGAUAACAAACCACCUUCAAGUAAGGGCUCUAAACCAGCAACUUCUUGCACGUGUCGUAUCAUCAGGAGAAUCCGGAUUGUGUGUCGAGCUCUUUGAAGACAACAACUCUAGCCCGGGGGCACACAUAAACAAAGAAUGUGUGGACCUUCUACCCAACAUCCAACUAAAACCGGUUGUCGUCUUCCCUCAGCAGUCAAGCUUUGAAGUUACAGUGUGUGAAGUCAGGAAUCCUAGUGAAAUCUGGGUUCAGCAAACAGAGACCCUCCCUGCGUUAGCGACUCUGAUGGCUGAGAUCGCAAGCUACUGUGAUGGUAAACCAACAGGUCUACCUGGUCCCCCUGCUCAAGGGGAUUUCUGUCUAGCCAAGUUCAGCUUUGACGAUACUUGGUACCGUGCUAAGGUCUUACAUUGCGACAGCAGUUUUAGCAUCACGGUACAGUACAUCGACUAUGGAAACUCUGAAACUUUAAUGCUGGACCGAGUGAUGGAGCCGCCUUCGCAGUUUCUUCAGCUUCCUCCCCAGGCUCUGCCGUGCUACCUUCCUGGAUUGGACUGGGGCGAAGCAGCGAGCGAGUGGAUUCAACAGAUUGAGAAUCGCCAGCUGAUUUUGAAGGUGAUCGAGCGAAGGGAUGAUGCCAUUGGAGUAGAGCUUGAAGAUCACGGAGUUGAAGGAGGACCGGUCAAUAUAGGAGAGUUCUUGAUUGACUUUGGUUACGCCACCAAGAAGGGAUACAUCUGAGGCGAUCACAAUUGAAAAAGGACUGGUCGAUAUAAGGGAGUUGCUGGUGGACUUUGGUUACGCUACCAAAAUGGGUUUGUUCUGAUGCGAUCACUGUUUAAAAAGGACAGUCAAUAUGGGGAAGUUCCUGGUGGACUUUGGUUGCUUGACCAAAAAGGACUAACGCUAAGUUCAACGUCGUAUUAUCCAUGAGCCGUAUUCAAUGCAAACGAAUCGAGUCGAUUGUUUCAUCUUCAUUUGCAUGCAUUUUCGGGGGCGGAAGAUGAAUUAUGAAUUAUGGCUGUAAAAUGAUUGGGAAUAAUGAAUUAUUGGUUUCAAAACUAAAGGAAUAAUGAAUUAUAAAGUUUAUCCAAAGAAUAAAUUAUAAGAAUAAAUCCGAUUAAAAAAUCAGAAUUAAGAAUUAUGAAUUAUUGAUGUCAUAUAUGAUGACAUGAAUGAUGAAUUAUCGAAAUAAAAUAAGCUGGAAUAAUGAAUUAUGGCUUGUAAAUAAUUCAUCUUCAUGGCUAAUACGACGUUUAGACUUAGCCUCAAUCGGAGACAAUCACUACGCAAUUUCCCAAUAGAUUUAUUGUUCUAUUGGGGAUAGGGAAAUACUUAUUAGUGCUGAAACAUUACUAAGUAAAUUCAAAAUCCGUUCAUGAGCGUCCACUGCCUCAAAGGAAAAUGUAUUGAUGUAUGUUCAGCACAUUUAGACAUGUAAUAGUCAAUCAGAUAAUAUUACCGAUACAUAAUUUGGAGAACUAUACAAUAUGCAGUAAAGAUCCGGCUAUCGCCCGUAUUAUCUUACCCGGAUGAGUUUACAAUCUGAUAGCCGUGCUGUAGUGCUGCUACCUUCAACGGGGCUCUGUCCACGUGUACACUGUGCCUGUCGAGGGCGUACCCUUGAUGGCAACAGGGUUUCUCGCACGACCUGACAUUACCCCACGCUAUGGACUGCCAAUGUUGGUAUCACCACAUGAAACAACGGACGUGAAAUCGUUGCCGGGGAAAAAGGACGCCAAUGCGAAAAAACACGUAGACCAUACAUUAUUAUGAUAUGACAGAUUUAAAGUCAGCUAUUCUGAAUUUGGUCGAUGGGUUUGAAAUGUGAUAAUGCUUGAUCAGUAUUACUUUUAUUGUUACGUUUUGGACAUAUAGUUAAUGAAGACGUUAUGAAAUUCCAUGCUACAUAUCUACCCAAACGGGGGAAAAAUUUUAAAAAAUAAAUAUUGGUCAAUCACGUUUUUGAAUGGUGGAUGUUUCCCAAGUUUUCGCCGCGUAUAAAGGGCCAAUUGUGCCAAAGCUUUUUUUCAAUGACAACUCAUAGUUGGCCAAUGGUAGUUAGAACAAAAUGUUAUGAAGAGAGAAGUGUUUUGAUUAAAGCUGCGUUUACUCUUGA
This is a messenger RNA of Nematostella vectensis (starlet sea anemone), 9968 nucleotides long. RefSeq lists its product as uncharacterized. The record is from RefSeq and is a predicted model, not a curated record. The coding region runs from base 428 to 8590 and encodes 2720 amino acids. Gene Ontology annotation, molecular function: RNA binding. The transcript is spliced from 12 exons. Lineage: Eukaryota; Metazoa; Cnidaria; Anthozoa; Actiniaria; Edwardsiidae.